Messenger RNA from Symbiodinium necroappetens, 456 nucleotides. NCBI's taxonomy places the organism in Eukaryota, Dinophyceae, Suessiales, Symbiodiniaceae. The record is from the annotation of a GenBank genome assembly.
AUGACCGGAACAGCUUCGAGCAAGCAAGGCGCCGAGUCUGCCAAUGUGCUUUGCAGUUGGAGCAUCCUCGAGCAGGACAUCACCUCGACACUGCUGGUGUUAAAUCUACAGCAUGCCGCCAGGUCGCGAGAAAUCAAGGAGCCAUGGGCAAAGCUCGGGAGUCCGGCCAUCAUCAAGUCAUGUUCAAGCAAGGGCAUGCGGAAUAUCGAGACCAAGAGAUUCAUCAUCUUGCCAGAAGCACGGCUUGGCCAGCAACCGGGGCGACAGUGCCCAGGACCCCAGGUGUAUUGUCAGCUUGGUGGUGGCCUCCGGCAAGCUUGUGUAUCGCCGAGUUCAUACAGCAAGAAGUCCGGAGAUGUCGCGGGCAGAGUCCGGCCCGAACUAUCAGGCAGGUGGCGCAACUCCCACAAGUUCCCAGCGGCCGCCGAAUUGGAGCUUCCUUGUGACGGCUACUGA